This is a messenger RNA of Plasmodium gallinaceum, 13998 nucleotides long. Its product is annotated as conserved Plasmodium protein, unknown function. The record is from RefSeq and is a predicted model, not a curated record. Gene Ontology annotation, cellular component: RAVE complex. The transcript is spliced from 3 exons. Bases 1 to 13998 code for a protein of 4665 amino acids. NCBI's taxonomy places the organism in Eukaryota, Apicomplexa, Aconoidasida, Haemosporida, Plasmodiidae. Gene Ontology annotation, biological process: vacuolar acidification.
AUGGAUAUCAUUAUUAAUGAUAAUAUAAAUGGUUGUGAUGAAAUAUGCCAUGAUGAAUAUCAUAAUGAAAAUUUAUUACAUCUAUAUAGGAAACCUAAAAUUAGUAAAAGUGUAAUUUUGAAAACAACAGAAAAUAAAUAUGAAGAAAAAGAAUGUAAAUAUAAUUCUUAUGAUAUAUUUCCAUAUGGUGGGUUAAUCUAUCAUGAUUUAAUUAUAAAAGAUGUUUUAAAGUUUUAUUUCAAAAAUGAAAAUAAAGAUGAUUUAGAAAAUAAAAAUUAUAUAUAUCUUGGUGCAGGAAUUAUGAAAGAAGAACAAAACAAAAAGAAUAAAGAUAAAAAUAAAAUGGUGUUUAUAUUUUUUAUUAAUGAAAUGUUAUUAGAAAAAUUACAAAAAGAAAAUAAGUCAAAAACAAAUAAAAAUUUAAAAAAGAAAAAGAAAAAGAAAAAAGGAGAUACAUAUAUUUUAAGUAAUGAAAGUAAAUUAUCAAACAAUAAUUUUGAUAAUUAUAAAUCUGAUAACAAUAACAAUAACAAUAACAAUAACAAUAAUUGUAAAAAUAAUUGUAAAAAUAAUGAAGAAAAUGAUAUAUUAAAUGAAAAAACAAAAAAUAAAAAUGUUUUUAUAAGAACAAAAACAUCUUUAUUUUAUGAAGAAAUAAGAAAUAAAGAAGGUGGCACAUGUACUGAUGUAAAUAGAAAUAUGAAACAAAUAAACUUUGAAACGUUUUAUAAAGAUUGGCAAAAUAAUGAUGAAAAUAAUACAAAUAAAAUUAAUGAUAUUAUAAAUUUAGAAAUACAUAAUGAAAAAUCAACUACCAUUGAUUCUAUUUAUGAAAAAAAAAAAUAUGAUAUAAAUGAAAAUGAAGAUGAUUAUGAAGAUGAAAAUGAAGAUGAUGAUUAUGAAGAUGAAGAUGAUGAUUAUGAAGAUGAAGAUGAAGAUGAUGAUUAUGAAGAUGAAGAUGAAGAUGAAGAUGAUGAUUAUGAAGAUGAUGAUGAAGAUGAAGAUGAUGAUGAAGAUGAUGAUAAUGAUGAUUAUGAUUAUGAAGAUAAAAAAAAAAAAAAGAAAAAUGUUUAUAUUGAUAAAAAUAACAUAUUUUUGUUAAAUAUAUUACAUCAUCAAAAUAAUGUUUAUUCAGUUAAAUGGAAAGAAAGCUCCUAUGAAGGAUUUUCUAUUUUAGUUUCUUUAUGUUUUGAUGGAUAUAUGUAUAUAUGGAAAGAGAAUAUGAAUUGUCAAAAUAAAAUUACUUUUAUAUCUAUAUGUAGAAUAUAUAUUCUAUUUUUUGAAAACAUAAUUAAUAAUAUAAAAUGGCUUUGGGUAAAUAAAAAUGAAAAAAAUGAAAAUUAUAACUUUUUUUUAAACAAUAAAAAUAUAAAUAUAUCAAAAAACGAAUAUUUAAUUGUAUAUGGUUCAAAAAAUGAAUUAAAAGAAAAUAAAGAAUCAGAUACUUUUUUAUACAAAAAAAAUAAAAUUAAAAAUUGUAUAUAUUUUGACGAAUUUAAUGACAAUAAUGACUCAAAAGAAUAUAUGAUAUUUUCUGUGUAUGCUAUUUUUAAUAUAUAUGAUAAUAAUAUACAUAUAAAAAAUAUUUUAAAUUAUGAAAAUGUUCCAAUUAAUGUAAAUUUUGAUUAUAUUAUUGAUUCGAAAUUUGAAUAUGAUUCAAUGAAUACUUCACUCAUUUCUAUCUAUACUGAUGAUACAUAUUUACCAGAUAGCGAAUAUAAUAUAAAAUAUGGAAAAUGGAAAAUAAAAAAAAUAGUAGAACAUUCAAACUCUUUAUUUACAAAUAAUAAUUAUUCUUAUAAUAAUUUUUUUAAUUUAAAUGAAACUUGUUUUUCAAAUUUUUCUUUUGAUACUAAUCCUAGUGAUUCCAAUCUUUCUCAUAAAAACAAACAAAAAACAAAAGAAAAAAAAGAAAAUGACUUUUUAUUAUUUCAAAAAUUAUUAAGUGCUAUUAAUAAUUUAAUGCCACCAUUUUCAAUAAAAAUUUCUACUUAUAAUUUUGAUUUUUAUAAAAUUUUAAUAAAACCAAGUGAUAUAUGGAUUAAAAAGGGAAAAAGUAUAAGUGUUAGAUAUUUACUUGAUUAUAAAAAUUAUGAUCUCCCUCAAAAAUACAAAAAAAAAUAUUCUUUUAAAAAAAAAAAUUAUGAAGAACACUAUUGUAUUGAUUUUAAUAUGUAUCAAAAUGUUCUUAUUUUAGUUAAUAAAUUAAAUAAUAAAAUGUAUUUAUAUAAUUUCCAUGGUUCAUUAAAAAAAAAAAAAAACUAUAAAAAAAAAAAUAACGAUUAUCCUAUCAGUAAUGAAAUCUUUAAUAAUAGCAAUAAAACCAAUAACAUAAAUAAUAAUUUUGAUAGUAAUAUAAAUAAUUAUGAAAAGACAUAUUCACUUAAAGAAGAUAUAUAUCAUAAAGAUCAAAAAUCAUUUGAAAAACAACAUUAUCAACCUGAAGUACAUUCGAAUAAAGAUAAUAAAAUAAAUGAAAAUAAUAAAAAGAAUUUCUAUGAAUUUGAUACUUUAACUACUGAAAAAAUUAAUGAUUUUAAAGAUAAUUUUAAUAAAAAAGAGUUUCAUUUUAGUAAAUUAGGAAAAGAGUAUGAUGAUAAUAGUUAUUUCAAAUAUGAAAGCGAUAACUUACACAAUUCACUUUGUAAUAAUAACGAUUACUCAAAAAAAAAUAUAUGUAACAAAAUAAAAAAAAAAAAAAAUGAAUUUACUCUUAUAUGUUGUAUAAAUAGUAUGUAUAUUGAUAAUCAUUAUAUUUUGAAACACAAAGAAAUUAAUUUUUUAAGUAAAAAAUCACAUUUUAUAUAUAGUUAUGUGUAUAAAAUUUGUAAUUAUUAUGAAAAAAUAAAAAAAAAUAAAAAUAUUUUUAUUUCAACAAAUGAAUUAAUAGAAAAAAAAAGUGUUAUUCCUUUAGUUUAUAAAAGUCAUAUGAUAGAAUCAUUUGAUUCUUUUUUUCUGUUAAUGUGCAUUGAUAAAAAUAGAGAAAAUAUUUUUGUUUUGAAAUCAGAAAAAAUGAACAUUGUUCAUAAUAUGAAGAUGCUUUGUAUAUUUGAUGAAGAUUGCAAUAUAUCUGAUACAAAAGAAAAAAAAAAAUUAGAAUCAAAAACUAAUAAUCAUAAAAUAACAUUAGAUAAUAAUAAAUAUAUAGAUAAAGUUAAAUCUGAUUUAACUCUAAUUGAAGGGAAACAUUUCAAAAUAAUUGAUUAUAUGAUUAAAGAUUUUCAUUUAUGUUAUAAAAAUAAUGAACAAAACUUUUUACUAAUUAUUAAAUAUAUAUAUUUAGAUCAAAAAAAAAGAAAAAAAAAUAUUUAUUUACUUUUAUUGUCAACAUUAGAAAUUUGUAAUGGAACAUUUAUAUACAUAAAUUUAAAAUUAAAAAACAUAUUUACUUUUUUUAAUCCAUUAAAAUCAAAAUUUAUAUUUUCCUAUUUUUAUUUAUCUUUUCAAAACACAUUUCUCUUUGCAACAAAUCAUUUCUUGAAAGCAGAUGACUACAAAAAUAUUUCUAAUUAUGAGUUAAAUAAUGAAAAAAGUUUUUAUAAUUAUUCAAAUAAUGCAAAUGAAAACUAUUUAGAUAAUCAAAAGAAUUUACAUUAUAAUAGCAAUAAUAAUUGUGUAAAUAAUAUAUUUGAUGAGAAAAAUGAUGACAUAUUUUCUUUUAAAAAAAAGGAAUUAAAUAUUACAGAAAAUAAUAAUAAUAAUGCAGGUAGAAAAUAUGUUUUAGUUUUAAAUGAUAAUGAUUAUAAUGAUGAAGAUGAGAAUUAUUUGAAAAAUAACAUAGAGAUAGAUAAAAAACAAAAUAAUCAUAUAGAUAUCCUUCUUAAUAAUAAUAACGAUGUAAAAAGUAUGGAUUUCAAUGAAAACAAACAGAAAAUAGAUUCCGUUAAUUUAUAUUUUUUUUGUGCUAAUAAAGGACAACUUGUUCAUUUUUUUCAAAUUAAAAAUAUUCAUAAACUUUUUAAUGUAAUUUUAUAUGAUAGCUAUAUCCUACUAAUUACUAACAAAAAUCUACACAUUGUAAAUUUAAAUACAAUAUAUAAUAAUUUAUUAUAUAAAGAAAUAACUUAUUCCCAUUCAUUUGAUUUUCAAAAAAAAAAAAUUUAUAUGAUAUCUUUACUUUUUCCACAUAUAUUGAGAAAUCAGAAAAAUAAACUACUUAUGAAAUGCACAAAAAAAAAAAAUAUAUACUUUAUAGUAUUAAGUUUUCUAUUAAAUGAUGAGAAAAUUUUUAAUAGUAACUUUAAUAAUAAUCAAAAAAAAAAAAAUAAAAUAAAUGAAAACUAUUAUGCAUCACUCAUUCUUAUUAACACUAAUCAUGAUGAAGAAUGGAAUAUAUUAAAAUAUGAAAAUAGAACAUUUUUUUUUUCAAAACAAAUUUUUUUUUUUGAAAACGUUUUAUUAUUAUUAAAAAAAUUGGACAAAAAUCAAAUAAAACACAAUUUAAAAGAAGAAAAAAUUACUAAACAAAAAAAUAUUGUUAAAAGUUAUUACAAUAAUAACAAAAUAUCAUUUCAUAAAAUAAAUUUAUACAAGAAAUUUAAAAAAUAUAAAAUGAAACAUGAACAAAUAAGACAAAAAAAUAUGGUUUUUUAUCAUCCAAUUAUUUUACUGAAUUAUAUAAAAAUAGGUUUAUUUUCACAUGUAAAUUUAGCUUUAAAAUUAUUACUAAAUAUUUUAUUAACUAAAUUUUUUAAAGAAAAAAAUAAAUACGUUAUAAAAAAAUAUUGUUCAUUAAAUAUUAUUUUAGAAAAAAAUAUAUCAGAAAACCACAGUUUUUAUAAUUAUAAUGAAAUAUCAUAUAUAUAUGAAAGUCAAUUUUUAUUUGAUUUAAAUUUUAUUAAUACUGAGAUUUAUAAUUUAUACAAAAAUGAAAAAACUCCUAUCAAUGAAAAGAGAAAUUCACAAGAAAAAUCUUAUAUAAAAAAAGAUGAAAAUAAAGAAAAUAAAGAAAAUAAAGAAAACAAAGAUAAAUCGAUAUAUUUAUUUGAAAAUGAAAGUGUAUCAUUAGAUGAUUUUAACUUAAAUUCUGAAAGCGAAAAAUCUGAAGAAAAAAAAGAAAAAGAGGAACAUAAAGAAGACAAAGUUUCAUUAUCAAAUGAAAACACAAACGAUGAAUCGAAUGAAGAAGAUUAUUCUAAUGAUGAAAAUGAAAAUGAUCAUAAGAAGGAAAUAGAAGAAUUUAGAGAAUUCCUAAAAUAUUCUAAAGUUGUAAAUUUUGAGUUAAAUUUAGAUGAAAUAAAAAUGCUUCAAAUAUUAACAUUACAUCUUAAUAUUCCACAUUUAAGUAAUUUUUUUCAGUUAAUUUUAUUUUGUAUAUUAAACUCUUUUUAUAAUAAUUUUGAAAACGAUAAAAAUAUAGAAAGUGAUAAUGCUUCACAGAAGGAAGACUACGUUGCUUGUCAUUGCGAAUAUUUUAAUUUGAAUUUAGGAAAAGAUAUUACAAGAAAUGAAAACACUUACAUAUAUGAAUAUUUAAAUAAUAACAAUGAAGAUAUUUUAAAUAAAAAUAAUUUAACAUGUAUACUAAUUUUUUUCUUUCGUUUUUAUAUAAACUGUUUUUUUUUACUAAAUAUUAAAUUAGAUAUACAUUUUCAGUAUACAUAUUUUUUUUAUUUUAUGAAUGAUAAUAUAACUUCCUAUAUAUAUUAUUAUUUAGAAAAAAUUAUUAGUCAUUAUAAUUAUUGCUUUCAUUUUGAAAUUAAUGAGAGAGAUUUAUUUAGUAUAGAUAUAUUUGACAGUAGUUUAAAUAAUGAAGAUAACGAUAGAAAUAAAACUUUUACGGAAGAAAAUAAUAAUUACAAUUCCUUUACUCGUUUAAUUAAAAGAAAAAAAUUAUCUUUUGAAGAAAAAAAUAAUAAAAAGGAAAAAUUCAUAGAAUUAAAUAAUAUUCAAAUUAAUAAAAUAUAUAAUUCUGAAUUUUUACAAGAAAGAAUAUUGGAUUAUAAUUUUUUUAAUUUUUUUAAAAAUUGUAAACUUUUUUAUUUUGUUAUUAAUGAAAAAGAUAUACUAUUUAUAUAUGAUAUAUUAAUUAAUAGAACUAUUAAAAAGAUAAAUAGUUUAGAUAUGGAAGACAAAGAAAAGCAAAAUGAAAUAAAUGAAUGUUUAGAUUUUUUAGCUUUAUUAUAUAUGGCUAAAAAUGAAAAGCAGAAAUUAAUGUUAUUUUAUAAAAUAAAAAAACAACAUAAAAUUUUUGAUUUUUUAUCAAAUAAUUUUAAAACAGAAAGAUGGAAAAGAGCUUUAAUUAAUAAUUCAUAUAAAUUAAUGCAAAUAAAAAGAUAUUACUUAGCUGUUGCUUUUUUUAUUUUAUCAGGAGAUAUUAAGGAUGCAAUUGAUGUUAUACAUCAAUACUUGGAUGAUACUCAGUUAAGUAUUUUUAUUAUUAGACUUAUUUAUUUCUCCUAUUCAUUAAAUGAUAAAGAAAAUGACAAAAUUAAUAAUUUCGGUCAAACAGAUAACAAAGUUAAUACUAUAUAUAAUUCUUCCUUUUCCGAUAGACAUAAUUUCCCCAUUUCAGAUAAAAAUAACAAUAAUAAUAAUAAUAAUGAAAAAAAUGAUAAUAUGCCACUAAAUAUAACUUUUGAAAAUACUAAAUAUAAUGAGGAAAUAAUUAAUGAAAGUAUAAAAGAAAAAGAUUUUUGUAAUGAAGUAAAUUUUAAUUUUCUCUUCAAAUAUUUAGAUUAUAUUUUUAAUGACAAAAUAAAUUCGAAUGAUAAUAUCUUUUUAAGUAUUAUUAAAAAUAUUAUAUUUAAAAAUUAUGAAGAAGUAUAUUGUAAAUGUGAAAAUGAAGAAUUAAAUAGUUUUUUCUUUUUAUCAUUGAAAAAUAUUAUUAAAUAUAAAAUGAUAAACGAAUUAAAUAAAAAUAAUAAAGUAAUAAAAAACACCACUUCAGAAAAUAUGAACAAUUUCAAUAACUAUAAUAUGAUAAGCAAACUUGAAUCUUAUUUUUAUUCUAUGUUUUAUUUCAAUAAAAAAAUAUAUAAUUUAUCCUUUAUUUUUUAUUUUAUUUUUUUUCAAAAUUUCAAAUUUAAUAAAUUAAUGGAAAUAUAUGAGAAAUAUAAAUAUUUUUUUGUAUUAUCUUUUGAAAUGCAUUUAGAGAAAUUUCUUUUUUAUAAUAAAUAUUUAUUCAAUAUAAUUUUCUCACAAUCUUUUGUAAAUAAAAAAAAUAUGAAAGUGAAUAAUAGCCCAUAUAUAUUACUUAAGAAUUCUAAUAAGGAAGAAAAUGAUUCUAUAAAUUUUCUAUACUCAUUUAAUUUACUUUCAAGUUUGAUAAAUAUUAUAUUUUUUCUUAUUAAUGAUAAUGAUGACUUAAAUAUUAAUUAUCUCCAAGAAAAAUUGUUUAUAAAUAAAAAUGAAGAAAAAAUAAAAUUAGAAAACAAUAUUUUUAAUAGUAAUAAGAAGGAAAACGAUUGCAACAAUUAUAAUAGCAAAAUAGUUACAGUUUAUCAGAAUGAUGAAAAAUCAUGUUAUGAUAAUAAUGUAAAUAUAAAUUUAGAUAAAUAUAAUACAUUAUCUUUAAUAAAUAAGUUAAAAGAUUUAAAAAUAAUUGAAGGAUUUGGAAAACAACUAAAUCUAAGUAGCUUUUUAAUUACUUUAUUAAGUAAAAUAAAUUCUUUAAAUAAUCAGAAACAUAAAUUAAUUAGUAAAAGUAAUAUCACUUUUGAAAUUAUAUUUGAUAUAAUAAAUGAAAAUAAAUUUGACAUGUUUACUUCUUUUAAUUUAUAUUAUAUAUCAAUAAAUAAGUACAACAAAAUAUUAACACAUUUGUUUUUUAAUUUCUUUUCUUUAUAUAUUUUUGAAGAAAAAAAAAAUGAUGUAUUAUUAUUCUUAAUUAAUUAUAUUAUAUCUAUUCUUUUUAUAUAUAUAAAUGAUGUAGUACAUAUAUUAUUUAAUUUUUUAAGAGGUAAAAAAAAUAAGUCAUUAACAUUAUUACAUAUUCCUUUUGUUCAAAUUAUUUUUCUUCGUAUAAAUUUAAGUAAUUAUUUUAUUUAUGAAAAAAAUACGAAAACGAAUGAACAUAAGAAAAAAAAGAAUGAAAAGGAACGAAAAGAAAAUGAAGAACAUAAGGUAAAUCAUAAAAAUGAUAAUGGAUACGAAUCUUGUAUACACAAAAAAAUUAAACAUCAUAAUUUAAUGGAAGAAUAUUCUGAUAUUUAUAAAAUGCAUAUCAAAAUAAAUUACAAAUACUUUUGUUAUUAUAUUCAUUUAAUAGAUUUAUUUUUAUGUUAUUUAUGUAUCAUUAUUUUAUGUUUUAUCAUUUUGAAAAAGUAUUAUAAUUUCUUUGUCUCUAAUGAUAUAAAUAUAAAUAAGAUAAAUACAAUGAAAAAUAAUGAUAAAGAGAAUAAAAAAAAAAAAAAUUUAAAAAAAUUAUUUUAUAUUCUAUAUAUUUUUUUAAAAAAAAUUAAAAAACUAAAUUGGAAUGUCGAAAAUAUUUAUAAAAAAAAUAACACAAUGGCUAUUUUAUUUAACAAAUUUAUUAAAUGCUGCUAUAUAAAUAAAACAUACAAAAAAGAGGAAAUGAAGAAAAAUAAAAAAAAUGAAUGGAAUAAAAUCCACGUCAAUCAAGAAAAUAAUAAAAAUUAUAAAAAUUAUAAAAAUAAUAAUAUUUCAGAUCAAGAAGGUAAAACAUUAAAUAUAUUAGAACCAUUAGACAAUAUUUUGAAAAAUAAUAAUAUAAAUCCUCAAGUAAGUAUAAAAUCGUGUGAAUAUUUAAAAAAAAAAAAAAUAUUAUCUUCUGAUUUCCUUUUUGAAAAAUUUUGUAUUAUUAAUAUCUUUUUAUCGAUAUUUGAAUUAGUUAUCAACAAUUUUCACAUUUUUGCAUAUAAAUCAAAUAUAUUUUUACCAAAGUUAAAUAGACGUGAUACAGAUAAAAAAGAAAAGGAAUAUUCUGUUGAACCACACGAACAAUUUUAUUUAAAGGAAAUAUAUAAAAAGGAGUAUCAAAAUAAUUCUAAUAAUAUAAAUAGAAAUACAUACAUAUUUUAUUAUAAGACAUAUAUAUUAUUACUUUGUAUUGAUAAUUUAUCUAUUUAUAUUAGUAAGUUUAUUUUUUCCAAAUUAAAAAUAUUAUUGUAUAAUUCUGCAUAUAGUGUAAAAAAUACCUUAUUAACAUUUUUAUCCUUUCCUUUUUUCUUUAAUAAAAUAAAAAAAAGAAAAAAUAAUAUAAUAUGCGAGCAUUUUAUUGAUUCUCAUAUUUCAUAUUUUUAUAAUAAAUAUUUAUAUUUAAUUUGGAAACUCAAUAAUUGUACAUAUAGAUCGUUUUUAUUAUUUUUUAAUAAAAAUUUUUAUAAUUAUAAUGAUUAUAUGAAAGAUCAGGUUGAUAACAGUAAAACAUUAGAUAAUUGUAUAACUAACGUGAAUAAUUAUUUUAAUAAAGGGAGUGAAAUGGAAGAUAAAUCAAGUCAAUAUAAUGAGGAAAAUGGAAUAAAAGAAGAAAAAUAUAAAGAAGAGAGUAAAAAUGAAAAUAAGGUGAAUAUUAAUAACAAUAAUCAAAGCUAUUUAACUAACUCGCAAUUUAAUUAUAAAAAUGAAUACAAAAAAUAUUAUGAUUUAUAUAAUAAUGGAUAUAGAAUAUAUGAAAAUGAAUAUAUUCUUAUAUCUAAUGCAAAUAUCGAAAAAAAUAACAUAGCAUGUAAUCAUUCUAACUUUAUUUUUAAAAGUUCGAAAAGUCAUGAUAGGUUUUCUUCAUUUACUUCAAAAAUUAACUUUUUAAAAAAAUUUAAAAAAAAUAUUAAUGAAAAAAAUAAAAAUAAGUCUAUAAAAUAUUCAAGAAAUAAUAUAAAAAAUUUAAGAAAAAAAAAUUUGAAUUUACAUGAGAAUCCCAUUAAUAUAUAUGAUGAAAAAUAUUAUAACUCCUACUAUUCCUUAAGUUAUAAUAACCUUUUUAAAAAUAGAGAAAAUUUUGAAAAAAAUUUUAUAUUAGAUGAGAAAAAUAUUAUAAAUAAAUAUGAUUUAAAUGAUAAUAUAACAAAAAAUGAAAAUAUUUUAUCUAAUAACAUGAUUGACAAAAAGAAAAAUAACCAUGUUUUACUUGUUAAUAAUAUUGAAUACAUAAAUGAAAUUAAUAAUAAUAAUAAUAUAGGAAAUGUUAAUGAAAUUAAUAACAACAAUAAACAAACAUUAUAUAAAAUUGCUAGUAAUAAUAAAAAAAGUAAUAAAAAUUAUAAAAAAUUACCACAUGUUAUUCCAUUGUCAUUGUUAUUUUAUGAUUUUAAUGAACGACAUGAAAUUGAAAAAGAAAAAAUGGAUAAUUAUAAUAGUACUAUUUUAUAUAUACAUAGAAAAAAUAAAAUAAAAAAGAUAUGUAUUUUAGAUCAUUUAAAAAAAUUAAAUAAAAAAUGCAAAUUUAUAAACUAUAUAUCAUAUAACGACUUAAAAUAUGAAUAUAUAGAUAUAAGUAAUGAAAAAAAUUCUGAGAAAAAUGGAAAAAAUUAUUUAAAUAAAAAUCAAGUUAAUAAAAACGUUUCUAAUAAUGUGGAUGAUUUAUGUAAAAAUGAUGAUAACAACAUCCCUCCAUUACAAAAAAAAAACAAAUUAUACGAUGAAGAAGAAAAAAAAUAUAAAGUAAAUAAUAUAUCAACUAACUUAUCUUAUGAUGAUAAAUUGAAUAAAGUUAUGACAGAUAAUGAUUCAUCAUCAUUGUGUGCAGAAAAGGAAAAUGGAAUAAUAAGAAAAAAAGAAAACUCAAAAAAAAAUCAAAAAAUAUUUUUAGAUAUUAAUAUGAAUAAAUUAGUAUAUAUAUAUAAAUGUAUGCAUAUACAAUGUAUGCAUAAUUUAACUCCGUUAUGUUCAUUUUUAAGUAAUUUUAUACCUAAUGAUUUUAGUAUAACGAAUUUUUUUAAUAACAAUUAUAAUAAUUAUUUUGUUAAUAAUAUUUUUUUUCACAAUUUUUUCUACACGUAUGACAAUACAUUGACACUUUUAUUAAAUUCCAAUAAUAUGAAUUCUAUAUAUUAUGAUAAUAAUCUUAAGAAUAAUCAUUCAAAUUUAAAUUAUGAUGAACAAAAAAAAAAUAAAAUUACCACUGUUCACAAAAAUAAUAUAUAUAAUAAAUGCCCUGAAAAAGAGAAAAUAUCAAAUGAAUGUAAAGAUUUUUUUGAUUUUCGUUUAAAAAAUGUAAAAAAAUAUGAUAAUAGCAAUAAUUAUAAAAAAAUAAUAGAAGAUAGUAAAAAUAAAAACAAUAUAUUAUCAAAUGAUGAUAAACAGAAAAAAAAAGCAAAUAUGAAAUUUUGUGAUAAAUAUAAUAAUCCAAAUGAAGAAUUAAAAAAUACAUUAAUCAUAUCUAAAUCAGCAGAAAAAUAUAUUGAAAUGAUUUUAUUAUUAUUAUAUAACAACAUAAAUUUGAAUGACAAAGAUAAAAUAAAUGUAAAAGAUGAAAAAAGUGAAUUUAAGUAUCUUUUUGAUUAUUUAGACAAAAAUGUAAAUAAAUGUAUAAGAAAAAAGUAUAAUUUUAUUAAUAGAUUAACUGACAAGAAAAAUAAUUUUUCAUUUUUAAGAACAGCUGCUAUUAUAUCUCAUCCAUUUCUACCAUUUUAUGCACUUAUUCAUAUAAAUAAUGAAAAAAAUAUAAAUAACGAAGUAGAUAAAACAAAAUUUCAAAUAAGAUUAUGUAAAUUCACAAAUAACAAUGAUGAUAUUACAUAUAAAUAUGGUUCUAUUACUAGCGUUAUGUGGAAUAAUUUAGGAAAUUUAUUAAUGAUUUCAGAUAAUUAUGGAUAUUUAUAUAUAUAUAAUAUAUUUUUGGGUAAUUUUAUAAAUUAUAAAAUUAAAAAAAACGGUAAUCAUGUAAACUCAAACAUGAACUUUGUUUCUUCAAGUGAUUUUAAAAAUAAAGAAAUAACGAAAAAAAAUGUACACUAUGAUAAAAUAAAAUAUAGGAAAGAAAAAAAAGAUAAAGAAGAAAAUGAAAUUCAUGAUAAUGAAUAUAAUGAAGAAAGUGAAGAUGAAUAUGAAAAUGAAGAAUUUAGUGAAGAGAAAAAUGAAGAAAGUGAAGAAAGUUCACAAAAUGAUAAAGUUAAAACAAAAGAAAAAAAUAAAAAAGUUAAAAAUUUCUUUAAAGACAAUUUUUUAAAAAAUAAAAGAAAAUAUACCAAAGAAAAAGAAACAAAAAAGGAAAAAGAUAAAAAAAAAAGUUAUAUAAUAAAAGAAGCUCUAUGCGUUAUUAAAUUACAUGAUGAAAUUAUUGAUGUAAAAUGUUUAAAUGAUAAUAAUUUUUAUUUGGUAAGUAUAGGAAAGGGAAUUAAUAAAAAGUCAAUUAAUAAUCACACAACUUUUAUUAAUUCUGAAUAUUUGGAAAAUGAAGAAGAUUUCAGUAAGACAAAAUUAUCAACUAAAAAUUCGACACAUUCUAACGAAAAUCAAAAUAAUUCAACCCGAUUAGAAGAAAAGAAAUUAAAUCAUUUAGAGUUUAGUAAUAAUUUAUUACUCUCAAAUAAUACCGAACGAGAAUAUCAAGACCAAAAGAGAAAAAGCAAAAAUACAGAAAAAGAUUCUUUGGAAUUUCAAAAAAUCAAUGAUCAUAAUAGCAUAAAAAAAAAAACAUAUGAAAAAGAAAAAAAAAAAAAUUCAAAACACGAAGAAUCAGAUGAAGACAACUCAAAUGACAAUGAUAUAAAAAUGAAUUCUAAAAAUGUAGAUUUAUUUUUAAAUCUUCAUGUAUUUAAAACAAAACAGUCAUAUUUUAAGUCAAAAUUUUUUUAUUUUGAUCCUUCUAAUAUAAAUAUUAAUUUUUUUAGAAAAAACAAAAAACAACAAAACAUUAUUUCAGAUAAUAUUUGUUUAUGCAUAUGGGAUUUAUGUUCUAUUUUAACAAAUGAAGAAAAACAUUACUUAAAAAAUAAAAAUUAUAUAAUGAAUAAGGGAUAUAAAAAUGAUAAUAAUAAAAAAAUAAAAAAUUUAGUGUUACAUCCAACAUUAGUGUGCAUAAUUAACAAUUUACCAAAAAAUAAAAUGUAUUUAAAUAAAGAUAAAAAUUUUGAAAACAAUUUUAUCACAAGUUUUUGUACAUGGUCAUCAUCAAAUCAAUUAUACAAACAUAUUAGUCCUUUUGAAGAUGUUGAAAAAAAAAAAAUGAGAAAAAGUAUUAACAAAAUAUCAGAAGUAACCAAAAAAAAAAACAAUUUUUGGAAAUUUUUUAAAAAUAAAAUAUAUUCAAAUAACUUUUCUCAAGAUGCAUAUAUUUUUUAUGGGGAUCAAUUUGGUUAUAUUCAUAUUGUUCAUCUUCAAAUGUAUAGAGAAAUUUCAUGUUUUAAGGCUUUUGAUUUUCCAAUAUUUAAAAUUUUUAUAUCCAAAAAUUUAUAUAAUAAAUUACUUGUUUUAGCAGAAGGAAAAUUACGAGUAUAUCAAAUUAAGUCAGUACUUGAAAUAUUAUUUAUAAAAGAAAUAGAAAUACUACAUGACAUAACUCCAAAAAAAUGUAUCUGUGAAGAAAAAAUAAAUGAAUUGAAAGAAAAAAGAAGAAAGGAAGAAAAUGAAAAUGAAGGUAUUUCUAUUUUUAAUUUAUCAUACUUUUUAUCUUCGAAUUAUAAUAAAAAACAAAGUAAUGCAAAAAUCGAAGAAAAAAUAAAUCCUUCAAUAAAUGAUUCACAUAACAAAAGUAUAUUUGAAGAUGAUAAGAACACAAUUAAUACUCCACAUAAUAAUUUGAAUAUUAUAGAUUUUAAAACAAAUAGCACAUUAUCACUUAAAAAGGCCAAAAAAAAAGAAAAAGGGAAUAAUUUUUCAUCAAAAGAUGAUAUAUAUAAGAAAGAGGAUAAUAACUCUUCAUUUAAUUCUACAACUCAAUUAACUAUAAGCGAUAGUGAAGAAAUUGAUAAAAACAGUGAUAAAGAUAAUUAUCAAAGUGUAAUUAUUGGAGGCAUAAAUUUUGGUUAUCUAGGUUUUAAUUUUUCUAAAUUUAUGAAUAAUAAAAAAAAAACAACAAUAAUAGAUGCAUAUUUAUUAUCAAAUUCUCAUUUAGUAACAAUAUCUAAUAAUGGAACAAUAGCUUUAACAAAAGUCUGA